AAGAACAGUCAGGCUUAAUCAUAGCAUAAUCACAGUGAAUGCCCAGGAUUUGGCAUCUAAUUAGAUCACUGUUAUCUUGAUUGGUCCUGUAAUAUCUCUUUACCAUGUAUCCACCUAUUAUAUUAACCAACUUCUGAGAAGAGUUGAUCCAGAAAAUAUUGUUUAUUUAUUCCAAGGUCGUCCACGAAGUCACAAACUCUACUAAGCAGCCGGCCAUUUUCUUCUUCCUUGAAUUUAGAUCCAGUUUAAUCUUUUUCAGUGGAUUCAUUCACCCCCAACUUGAAAUUCAGUAUAAGGGAAUCCGAGCUUCAAUCAAAGGACACUGAUUUGCUUCUUUUAAUGCAAUGCAAAAAGGCACACCAUUGUAAAAGCUUCAAAGGUGGCAUAGCUUUCUAAGACAGCCGACUAGUCAAAGAAUUGGGUAAACCCUUUAGAGCACAAUAUUCUAGAUUUAAAAGGCAAAGAGAGUAUUGUAUGCAACUACAUCCUCCAUAACUAGAAAGUCAAUUACUGAAUCCUCUUCUGAGAUAUGAAAGAGAUAUAGCUAGAAAUAUCUUUGAUUUUCCUGAGCAGCUAGGUUUGGUUCACCGUUUCCAUAAACCCAUCUUGACAAUUGUCAAUAUCUGAAGCUUGUAAGGCUUCUGCAAUUAAUGCCGUUUCUGUGACUCAUUUGGCUUUGUUGUGAAGCCUAGUUUGGUUCUAUUAUUAUGCAUGAAGCCAUUCAAGUUCAUGGAGGGAGUUUCAAAACACAAACGCUCCAAUAGUGACCCGGUGAAAAGAAAGGUUGGGAAGGAUAAAUUGAAUAGCAUCAUCUUAGCUCCUUACAGACUUGGAAAUAGAGAAAUGGGAAGACCAAACAGCUGUGUCGAAGAGCAACCCAAUUGUUCUGAUGUUCAAGGUUCUUUAAAUCAGGAGGACCAACUUGUGGCACGCCAUGCUUUUGAGAAGGCUUUAAGUUAUCAGCACCUAUCAUACGAUACUACGAUCGAAGACUCACUCCCAAAGUCUGCCAAGGACCUAAUAAAGGACAUUACAGUUUUAGAACUAGAAGUUGUCUUUUUGGAGCGCCAUCUUCUAUCCUUAUACAGGAAAACGUUUGAUCAAUGCAUACCAUCUGAAUUGACUGUGGCCGAAAGACAGAGUUCUUCUUCAGUCACACAUGAAGGAAGUUAUAAAGAAUUUUCUGGACAAGAUGUUACACCAGAAAGUAACAAAACCAUCACCUACGCUGAUGAUCUUACAUUGCCUCGGAGUACAUCUGGCAAACCAUUCAAGGAAUGCAAUGGCAUAUGGGAACCAGAAAAACUGUUAGAUUUGAGCAUUCAUCGUUGCUAUUCCUCCCUGUCUCAGCGUUCAACUUGUUCACCGAAAACUUCUCCUCGAACAAAAUGUCAAACUAAAAAUGUAGAUUCAUACCACUCCUUACCUUUCUCAAUGCUAGAGCAAGCGCAGUUUGCAACUUCAAAUUUAUAUGCAGAAGAACAUCUUGGAAGUUAUUUCUCUGAUCAUGUUCCAGAAACACCAAACAGCCUUUCUGAAGAAAUGAUCAAGUGCAUUUCAGCAAUAUAUUGUGAACUUGCUGACCCGCCUAUUAUCAAUAACGGUUACACUUGCUCUCCAAUCACAUUCUCAGCACCAAUGCAUGACUUUUCGUCACAGGCUGAAAGUGAAAAGUGGAGUUCCCGGCGCACGAAAAUUCCUUUUUUCAAUUCACAAUCUGAAAAGCCUAUCCACUUUGAAGGAUCAGAAGAAUUGAGUGGACCUUACUGUAGAAUGCUAAAGGUACAGUGCAUCAGUGAGGAUACGGAGAAGUUAAGAGAUGUUGACCACACACUAAAGAAAUUUAGCUCACUUGUUUAUCAGUUGGAAGGAGUGGAUCUCAGAAAGAUGAAACAUGAAGAGAAGUUAGCCUUUUGGAUUAACGUGCACAAUGCACUCGUUAUGCAUACAUUUUUAACAUAUGGGAUUCCACAAAAUUAUUCAAAAAGAGUUUCAUUGCCACUCAAGUCUGCAUAUAAUGUGGGAGGUCACACCAUAAGUGUAGACAUGAUACAGAGGUCCAUUUUGGGGUGCAGAUUGCCUCGUCCUGGACAAUGGCUGCGGCUGUUGUUUACCAUGAAAACAAAGUUCAAGGCUGGAGAUGCACGCAAAUCGUAUGCAAUUGAGCAACCCGAACCUCUCUUGCAUUUUGCACUCUGCUCGGGAAGCUAUUCCGAUCCUGCGGUACGUAUGUACACAUCAAAGAGAGUGUUUGAGGAGCUGGAAACUGCAAAAGAGGAGUACAUCCAAUCAACCUUCCUUCUGCACAAGGAACAGAAAAUCCUUCUUCCAAAGAUUGUGGAGUCAUUUGCAAAGGACUCAGGAUUAUGCUCUGCCGGUUUGGUAGAGAUGAUUGAGCGUUUACUGCCUAACUCUGAAAGAAAAAGUAAUCCCCAGUGCCAACAGAGAAGAAUAUGGAAGGCAAUUGAUUGGAUUCCUCACAACUUUACUUUCCGCUAUCUUAUCCCAAAAGAAGUAGCUUGGUGAUCUCCUAUAUUGUUGAGUGAAGAGUUCAGAAUGGAAAUGAAUCACUACUUCUCAGCAGAUACACACUCGUCUAUCAGCAGAGUGAUGAUCAAAGGUGCUCAAGCUUGUUGAGCUUGAGUUAUUUAUGUGCUUGAAAUGAAAAGGACUUAUUAGAAGAGAGGUAAAAAAGAAAAAAAAAGGUGUGAAGUAUUGUACUCUUGUGAGCUUGAGCUUGUUUGAUCACCGGUCUUGUUGGAGUGUGAUGGUGGUGAUCCUGAUUUUUGCCUGCUCUUUUUCCAACAUUUUGCAGUAGGUUUUGUAUGUGAAAACCAAAUGAAAAUAGAAGCUUGGGGAGCUGUAAUUGAGAAAAGCGAGCAAUUUUUUUAUAUCAACCUGUCACAAGUUUUAACUCAAAUUGUAAUCGUUCAUUUUCUAUAACAUCU
This is a messenger RNA of Rosa chinensis, 2948 nucleotides long. RefSeq lists its product as uncharacterized. The transcript has 13 exons. The record is from RefSeq and is a predicted model, not a curated record. Bases 712 to 2526 code for a protein of 604 amino acids. NCBI's taxonomy places the organism in Eukaryota, Viridiplantae, Streptophyta, Magnoliopsida, Rosales, Rosaceae.